Messenger RNA from Anoplophora glabripennis (Asian longhorned beetle), 3305 nucleotides. It is a transcript of the gene Parp1, whose product is annotated as poly [ADP-ribose] polymerase. Gene Ontology annotation, cellular component: nucleus. Bases 151 to 3111 code for a protein of 986 amino acids. The transcript has 11 exons. NCBI's taxonomy places the organism in Eukaryota, Metazoa, Arthropoda, Insecta, Coleoptera, Cerambycidae. The record is from RefSeq and is a predicted model, not a curated record. Gene Ontology annotation, molecular function: zinc ion binding; NAD+ poly-ADP-ribosyltransferase activity; NAD binding.
AUUUGCUUGAUUAGCACUACCGGUCUGUUGAUGAGCGUCACUCGUUAGUUUGAGUUUGAGCAUAGAUAAUAGUUUGAGUUUGACUGCAAUAGAAGCUUGAGUGUCGUAAACCAAAAAUAUUUGUACUUUUAAAACACCUUAAAUAGUAAAAUGGAUUUUCCAUAUAGGGCUGAGUAUGCCAAAUCUAGCCGUUCAGGAUGUAAGGGGUGUAGAACUACGAUUCAGCAGGGUGAUCUCAGACUUGCUGUUAUGGUGCAGUCCCCCAUGUUUGAUGGAAAAGUUACUCAGUGGUAUCACAUGAAGUGUUUCUUCAAGAAACAGAGACCCAAAACAACAGACGACAUAGAACAUUUCGAGUCUCUCCGUGUCUCAGAUCAAGACAAUAUUAAGAGUCAAGUAGGUGUCUCUUCAAUAGCCAUUGUACCGGAUAAGAAGGGCAAGAAGCGUGCCGGAGAUGCAGCACUGAAAAAUGCUGCAUUGAAAGAUUUUAAGAUAGAAUAUUCCAAAUCUGGCCGUGCUACGUGUAGGGGUUGCGAACAGAAAAUUUUAAAAGAUGAGAUUCGCAUAUCAAAAAAAGAUUUCGAUACCGAAGUGGGCAAGAAAUAUGGGGGUCAAGACAUGUGGCACCACGUCACUUGUUUUGCUCAAUUAAGAUCAGAACUAGCCUUUUUUGAGUGCGGGGAUAAAUUGCCCGGGUUUAAAAGCCUGAAAAAGGAGGAUCAAGCGGUGGUUAAAAAAGAAAUCCCAGCGAUAAAGCAAGAAGAUGUUCCCGAUGCGAAGAAAAUAAAGACUGAAGAUUUUGAAGAGAACGAUCCUAACGAGAAAGAAUAUCGGCGACAGAAUAAAAUCAUGUUUGAUUACAGGGAUCAAUUAAAGAACCAAUUGAAGCCGAGUGAACUCGAGGAGCUGUUGGAACAUAAUAAGCAGCAGCCAAGUAAAGGAAAAGACGAGCUGCUGGACCAACUUGCAGAUGCGAUGUCAUUCGGCGCACUUAAACCCUGCCCGAAAUGUAAAAGGGGUCAAUUGAAAUUCAACAAAAUAGGAUACGUGUGUACUGGGGACUUGACGGAAUGGACAAAGUGUUCCAAUGUGGAGAAGGAACCGAAAAGGACUGCUUUCAAGGUGCCGGAGGUGUUGAAGGAAAAGUACCAUUUCUUGAAGGCCUAUAAGUAUGUACCCUGCAAGAGGGUUAUUAAAGAAGUUCAUUCGACAGUGACUCUGAAAAAGGAUGUUAAAGAGGAAGAGUCUGAACCCAAAGUGAAGCGGGCAUUGCCGUCACUCUACGACAUGGAAUUCGUGAUUGUCGGACAUCCCUCUAAAAGCAAGGAUGAAAUUAAGAAACUAGUGACCUCUAUGGGCGGCAAAGUAACCACAAAAAUAAAAGAAUCUGUGAUGGCCGUGAUUUCGACCGCAGAGGAAGUAGAGAAAAUGGGUGCUAGGAUGCUGGAAGUGGAAAGGUGCCAGAUCCACGUCGUGCCGGACGAUUUCCUUGACGAGGCCAAGGACAAUGCGGGCAAAAUCCCGGAUUUGAUCAUCAAGAAAAGUCUCUGCAACUGGGGUGCAGACCCUACCACUCGUGUACCAUCGGCGCCUUCGACGAGCAGCUCUAAAUCCAAGUCGGGCAGCAGGUAUACCAGUUCCGUGCCCAGCAAAGUAAAACUGAAGCUCAAGGGAGGCGUUGCUGUCGAUCCCGACUCGGGACUUGAGGAUGUCGCGCACGUCUACCUGGAGGGCCAGGACAAGUACACCGUUACUCUGGGCCUCACCGACAUUCAGAGCAAGAAGAAUAGUUAUUACAAGUUGCAGCUGCUGGCCGCCGACAGGGGCAAUCAGUACUGGCUGUUCCGAUCCUGGGGCAGAAUAGGGACCACUAUCGGAGGCAACAAAGUGGAACCGAUGUCGACUCUCGUCGAGGCCAAGAAGCAAUUCCGGUCGUUUUACGAAGCGAAAACCGGUAACGCGUGGGAGCAGCAUAAUUUCUUUGUCAAGGUACCAGGUAGGAUGUGCCCCAUCGACGUGGAUUACGGUGACAUGGACCAGAUCAAUCUGGACAUCGUGGAGGCCGAUUCGAACCUCCCCAAACCCGUGCAGGACCUGAUGAGACUUAUAUUCGAUAUCAACUCCAUGAAGAAGCUCAUGGCGGAGUUCGAACUGGACAUGGAGAAGAUGCCGUUGGGCAAGCUGAGCAGCGCACAGAUACGUAAGGCCUUUGCGGUGCUGGGCGAGCUGCAGCAGUUGAUAGAUUCGGGAAAUCCCGACGAGAUGCAGCUACUCGACGCCACUAACAGGUUUUAUACGUUUAUUCCGCAUUCGUUCGGUGUAGACGAUCCGCCUAUACUGAGAGACUCGGAAGUUAUUAAGCAAAAACUGGAGAUGUUGGACAGCUUAACAGAAAUGGAGAUCGCUUACAACUUGAUGAAAUCAUCAGGAUCCGAGCACACAGUAGACAGCUACUACAAGCAACUCAACACGGAAAUAGACGUUUUGGACCGCGAAUCCGAGGAGUUCACGAUCAUCCAAGAGUACGUCACGAACACUCACGCCGCCACCCAUUCCAGUUACACGUUGGAAAUCGAGGAAGUCUACAUAGUCAAGCGGGAGGGCGAGGACAAGCGAUUCAAGCCCUUCCGCAAGUUGCACAACCACAAACUGUUGUGGCACGGUUCUCGGGUGACCAACUUCGCUGGUAUCCUGUCGCAGGGGUUGAGAAUCGCGCCUCCCGAGGCUCCCGUCACCGGUUACAUGUUCGGUAAAGGCGUGUACUUUGCCGACAUGGUGUCCAAGUCUGCGAAUUACUGUAACACGACCGUCACGGCGCCUACCGGACUGUUAUUGCUGUGUGACGUCGCUCUGGGCAGUAUGUACGAGCUGUUCCAUUCGAAGUAUAUAGAGAAAUUGCCCAAAGGGAAGCACAGCACGAAAGGCGUGGGUGGCACGGAGCCCGAUCCGACCGGUUUUAAGACCUUACACGACAUCGAAGUACCGGCAGGGAAAGGAAUCAGGAAUUCCUCUAUCAACACGUCGUUGCUGUACAACGAGUACGUCGUAUACGACGUCGCCCAGGUCAAUGUUAAAUAUUUGUUGAAAGUUAACUUCAAGUACAAGUACUAAUACCUCAAACGGGUCUACGUAGCGCUUAAGAUUGGAAAAGUGGAAUGUUUCUUCACACUGAUAAUAAUAGUUAAGUAUAUCCUGUUUUCGUUUGUUCUUAUGUUAUUUAACUUUGAUAUAUGUAUGUUCGCUUGUAUUUUUGUAAUAAAAUAUCUAAAUUAGUAAUGUGCUGUGUUUAUAAAAUUUGGAAAUAC